Messenger RNA from Pestalotiopsis fici W106-1, 537 nucleotides. RefSeq lists its product as uncharacterized. The record is from RefSeq and is a predicted model, not a curated record. Gene Ontology annotation, molecular function: catalytic activity. The transcript has a single exon. The coding region runs from base 1 to 537 and encodes 178 amino acids. NCBI's taxonomy places the organism in Eukaryota, Fungi, Ascomycota, Sordariomycetes, Amphisphaeriales, Sporocadaceae.
AUGGCGGACGACAAACCUCACACACCAAUUGCCCCUGGUGACCACAGGGCUUACAUGCAAUAUGCAAUCACACGAGCCCGACUAUCGCCUCCAGGACCCAACAAGUUUUGUGUCGGCGCAGUUCUGGUUGACGCAGACAAGAAUGAGAUCCUGUCGACGGGGUUCUCUUUGGAGUACCCAAGAGACCGACCUGGCGAUCCGGGCACUACACACGCGGAACAGUGCUGCUUGAUCAAACUCGCCGAAAGACAUCAUCUUCCAGACGAUCGCGUCGCAGAGGUCCUGCCUCCGAACACGGUGCUCUACACAACUAUGGAGCCCUGCAACGAACGACUUAGCGGAAACAGAACUUGCGUUGAUAGAAUCGUGGCUCUCAAAUCGCAGAUCAAGACAGUUUACGUGGGCAUAAGUGAGCCAGAUACUUUCAUCAAGGACAACUCGGGGCGAAAAGUGCUUGAAAGUUCUGGUGUGCAAUUUGUGAAGAUAAACGAUGGGUUGCAGCAAGAACUGAUGGAGGUAUCGAUGGCGGGGCACUGA